AGCGGCUUUGAGCCAGCAGCAGCAGCAGUAGCAGCAGAAGAAGAAGAAGAAGGAGGAGGAAGAGGAGAAGAGGAGGAAGAAGAUGAUGGCGGUGCGCUGGAUGUAAACAAAGAUGUUGAAUCGUCUACAGGAUGAUCCGCUGUUUAAGGAAGAAGAAGGUUUAAUUACCCAAACGUAAAGACUGCAGGAUCCAGAUUCACCUCCAAACAGCUGCUGAUCCACUUGACCCAGUCUGACGAGACCUGGUCCAGCCCGGUCCGGUCUGGUCCAGUCUGGUCUGGUCUAGUGUGGUCUGGUCCGGUCCGGUCUGGUCCAGUGUGGUGAUGGCGGGUCGAGGUAGUGGGCGGGGUCGGAGGAUGAUGAGUUUCAGCGUGGAGGCGGUCGGCAUCAACAGAGGAGACAGUUUACCUCCAUCCAUCCAACAACCUACACCUCUGUAUCCUGUGAUGGAGCAGAAGCCCCUCCCACUGACGGGUGGAGAGGAGGCGGAGUAUCUGUUAGCUCUCAAACAGGAGUUCAGAGGAGCCAUGAAGAGUUUACCCUGCUUCAUCCAACCAGCUGCUGCACACAGAGAUGUGGAGAGAUACUCUGAUAAAUAUCACAGCAGCGAGCAGACGGACGGACUGACGGAAUGGACUCCAGACUGGAAAAGAUUUCCAAAAGAACUCAGAGUAAAGAAGCCUGCCAGAGAAGGUGUCUCAGCAGCAGUCAGUCGCUCUGACAAACUUCAGUCGGGGCAGAAGAAGAAAAAGGUGAAAGAGAAAGAGGAAGUACUGCUCAAACUGGAGACUCUGCAGAAGAAGGAGGAGCAGCAGAGCUCGGAGGAGGAAGAGGAGGGAGAGGAGAAGAAGAAGAAACAGGAGGAAGAGGAGGCCGAGGGAGAGGAGGAGUACGACGAGGAAGAGUUUGAGGAGGAGACGGAUUACGUCAUGUCCUACUUUGAUAACGGAGAGGAGUUCGGAGGAGACAGUGACGAGAAUAUGGACGAGGCUAUUUACUGAAACACUCAUUUUAUCACUUUUUACAGCGGAAAGAAACAAAACGUCCAGCAACAGUUUUUAUAAACCAGUGAAUGAAUGAAUGAACGAGUGAGUGAGUGAGUGAGUGAGUGAGUGAGUGAGUGAGUGAGUGAGUGAGUGAGUGAGUGAGUGAGUGAGUGAGUGAGUGAGUGAGUGAGUGAGUGA
Messenger RNA from Sebastes umbrosus (honeycomb rockfish), 1184 nucleotides. RefSeq names its product RNA polymerase III subunit GL b (gene polr3glb). The record is from RefSeq and is a predicted model, not a curated record. The transcript has 8 exons. Lineage: Eukaryota; Metazoa; Chordata; Actinopteri; Perciformes; Sebastidae. Gene Ontology annotation, cellular component: RNA polymerase III complex. Gene Ontology annotation, biological process: transcription by RNA polymerase III. The coding region runs from base 324 to 1001 and encodes 225 amino acids.